Stegodyphus dumicola is the source of this 1917-nucleotide messenger RNA. Its product is annotated as guanylate cyclase 32E-like. Lineage: Eukaryota; Metazoa; Arthropoda; Arachnida; Araneae; Eresidae. Gene Ontology annotation, biological process: cGMP biosynthetic process; protein phosphorylation; intracellular signal transduction. Gene Ontology annotation, molecular function: peptide receptor activity; ATP binding; guanylate cyclase activity. The record is from RefSeq and is a predicted model, not a curated record. Gene Ontology annotation, cellular component: plasma membrane.
AUGGGCGAGAAAUGUUCUGAUAGCAAAGUGUCCGAUAAGACGAUCUUCUCGACGUUUGCUCGGACUCUUCCUCCGAGCUCUAAGGUGUCCAAAUCGCUCAUCUCACUCUUGAAACACUUCAUGUGGGACCAGCUCAUGUUGCUUGUUUCUGACAGCUCAUCUGAUAAGCAAGUAGCAGAAGCACUUAUACAACUUGCUCAAGAACAUGAAAUAGAAAUAUUGGAAAUCUUUUACAUUCCGGGAGACUACCUCACCAAACACAACACCACUCUUAAAGACAUCAUAAUGGAAACUUACGAACGAACAAGAGUAUAUGUUGUGAUUGCUGACAUUUAUGCUUUGGUGGAUUUCGUGCGCAUCAUGCAAAAAGAAGGACUCUUUGAUAAAGGGGAAUACAUUGUCAUAUCACUGGAUGAAGAUGAAGUGUACGAUCCAUAUAAAAAACACCAAUACAUCCGCAGAGAGUUCGAAGCUGCCUCAAUGGUUGCAGAUCCAAUCCCAUUCCGCUCUGUGCUGUUGCUUAGUCCAGGUUCUCCUAUUCAUCCGGAUUAUGAAUUUUUUAAAGAUCUGGUGCUCAACUAUUCAGAAUCAGAACCUUUUAACAUUCCAUUUCAUCAUAUCAUCAAAGUAGAGGUACCAAUAUAUGCUGGUCUGGCUUACGAUGCAGUUAUGAUUUACGCGAGUGCCCUAACAGAAGCUCUAGCCGAUAAUAGAUCCGAACUUGAAGGAACUGCCAUCUUUCAAUACAUAAAAUCAAGGCCUUAUGAGAGUAUAAUGGGUUUUAGUGUGAUGAUAGAUGACAAUGGAGAUGCUGAAGGAAAUUACUCGGUAAUGGCUCUUGUAAAGGAAGGUGAGCCCCCACAGCAAAAAAUGAUGCCUGUAGCUAGAUUCACUCAUCAGGGUACCAAAGACUUACCUCUUCUAAGGAUAGAGCGUGCCAUCAACUGGAUAGCUGGAGCACCUCCCUUGAGUGAGCCAAGAUGCGGAUUUAAGGGUGAAAAAUGUGAUAAUAAACCAGAGUGGAAAAUGGCCUUAAUAUACGCGGUAUGUUGUGCCGUUACAAUAAUUUUAGGAGCAAUCUUAAUUCGACACUACCGAUACGAACAGAAACUGGCUUGUUUGCUGUGGAAGGUAGAGAUGAAAGAUCUGUUACUCUUGAGGUCUGACCACGAUGGAAGAUUCCAAAGAUUUCGUAACACUCUAUACGUCAGUAUCAUUUCUUUUAUCAGAGAAAUGAGACAUGAAAAUAUCAACCCUUUCAUUGGCGCAUGCGUCGACCCACCUAAUAUUUGUAUUCUGAGUUUAUUCUGCUCGAGAGGCAGUCUUCAAGACAUACUGAACAACCCUGACCUUCAUCUUGAUACAAUGUUCAUAGCGUCACUGGUUGCAGAUUUAGUCAAGGGUAUGAUUUACAUCCACGAGAGUGACAUAAUUUCUCAUGGCAAUUUGAAGUCAUCUAACUGUAUUGUGGACAAUCGAUGGAUGCUCAAAAUUACAGACUUUGGAAUGCACGAAUUUAGAGCCAAUCAGGAUCCACCUCCAGAAGUUAAAGAUAUUAGAUCUAGAUCAUUACUCUGGCGAGCUCCAGAACUGAUGAGAAAACUGAAUCCUCCAGCAAGGGGUACCCAGAAAGGUGAUGUUUAUUCAUUUGGAAUUAUUCUGUUUGAAAUUAUUGGAAGGAAAGGACCAUGGGGAAAUCCAGAGCCAUCGUUAAAAUAUGUAGAAGAAAGAGUUGCCAAUCCCAUGAACUACGAUGGUGAACUUUUCCGUCCUCCCUUACACGAACUAGAUUGCCCAGACUACAUCAAGCAGUGCAUGGAAGAAUGCUGGUUCGAAAACCCUGAGGACCGUCCAGAUUUUAGAUUCAUCAAGGUCAAAUUAAGAGUUCUUCACUCUGGUCUGUACGUGAUAUUCUGA